AUGGAAGGGCUGGGGGAACACGGCGCAGCCGGUGAAGCGAGUCCAUUACUCGGCGCUGUGGCAGCCGCAGCCACCCCACAGUCUCUGAUGGAGAACUCUUUAGAUGCAGACUUUAUAGAGAGCCUGCCUCUGGCGGUUAAGUACCGAGUCAGGCUCUCAAAGCUUCAGGCUAAAUCCGCCAGCCUAGACGCCAAGUACCUGAGGGAAUUUCAUGCCAUCGGGAGGAAAUUUGCCGGCAUCUAUGGACCCUUAUUGGAAAAGAGACGCCAGAUCAUCAAUGCGCUGUACAAGCCCACGAAAGAGGAAUGUGAGGUGAAGUCCAAGGUCGCGGAUUGUGACUGCAAUGGGGUGUCAGAUGACUCUGACGCUCAGAUGUACGGUCCGGAGAAUCCGGAGUAUGACUUGCAGGAGUAUUGUGAGGAGGAUUUCGAGGAUGUCGAGGAGGUGUUUGGGGAGUAUGAAGGAAUCGAAGGAUAUUAUAUGGAUGGGGAGAAAGAGGAUCCUAUAGGGAUCCCCGAUUCCUGGCUCACGGUUUUAAAGAACGUCCAGGAGGUCAUUCCCCUGAUUAAGAAACAUGCCGCGAGCCCAUUCUAA
Cynocephalus volans (Philippine flying lemur) is the source of this 594-nucleotide messenger RNA. RefSeq names its product putative nucleosome assembly protein 1-like 6. Lineage: Eukaryota; Metazoa; Chordata; Mammalia; Dermoptera; Cynocephalidae. Gene Ontology annotation, biological process: nucleosome assembly. Gene Ontology annotation, cellular component: chromatin; nucleus. The record is from RefSeq and is a predicted model, not a curated record. Gene Ontology annotation, molecular function: chromatin binding; histone binding.